CUUAGACGUUGGCAACUUACGCCUUAUCUCUACGCCAUGGUUCCCCUGGCAUGGGUUGGCCCUUAACUUGCAUGCAUUGGCACAUAAAUCCCAGUCUAGGGAUGAGUCUCUGCGUCUUGACGUCGUCGUCCGUGUUCUUAUCUCGUAUCUGGCUUCAAACUCAUUAUUGAACCUGCUCACCGCAUCUUUCCACCGCCUGCUAACCCCGUUGGGAGGAAGAGAGCAGUAUAUCUGUCAUCACAUCCCUUCAGAAGGCAUCAUCGUGACGCCCUCGUAUUCCAAACUUCUGUGUGUUCGAGCUCUGCGACCCCUUCCCCAACGCCUUCAAAAUGUCUGCUGCGACGAAACAACAACCGCCGGCGAUUCCUCCUCGACCUUCUAGGAGUCAAGAUAGGGACUCGAUGCCAAAGAUCCCUCCGAGGCCCUUUAACCGCCGAAUCGACCGCUCUCUCUCCCCAAAUCCCGACCGCUUUGCCCCGUCGCCUCUCAACGAGAGCCCCUUCCAGUCGAAGAGUUCGAAUGCGCGCCGCUUCGGCACCGGCCAACAUGGCGAUCCUAUUGACCGACCUCAAUCCGUCGAAUUGCCCUCGGUCGGCGAGGAGGGUAGGGAAUAUGAGCUCUUGACCGAUGAGCUACACACCCCACGCGAGCAGAACUUCAGCCCCGAGCAGACACAUACCGUCGGCCAAGACCUCAAGCUGCAUGCACCAAGACCUUCCCUACCUGCCCAGAGCGCAAAGCAGAGAGUCAUGACUGUCACCAGGACAGACUCGGACAAGGCCGCCUCGUUUGGCAUCGGCAGGCCGAGUAGCGAAGAGCAGCGCGGCCCAUCGUCGAACCACAGCUUGAGGAAGAAGGCAAGUACCAUCAGCCAGCGGUCGACCCCCGAAAGCCAUAUCGAAGACGAGCAAGGCAUUCCUGAGAUCGGCCAGCAAGUCCCAAUGUAUCCCGAUGCUGGAGAUGUCCAGGCCCCCUCUCCAGCUCCUCCUACUUCGGGAAUGCCCGAGGGCCGGAGGUCGAAAAACCACACUCGACGGACUUCGGGUCUCGGCGGCCUGCCGCCGGGCAGCUACGGUUUACAUGGCCACGGCUUGGUGCCCCAGGACCGGUUGGAGAAAGCCUACUUUGAGAAAAACCCCCACCUGCUCAAGAGGGAGUUCACUCCCCACCACCACGAUCGCCCCUACGACUUCUCGAUGAGCAGUGAGGAUCUCAACAAUAUUGUCCGGGAUACUGCCAGCCAAGGGCCUGGCUACGCAUCCGCUGAACACAUUGGAACCCCCAGCGAACAGGUCGGCUGGCAAGCCAUUGAGGAGUCGGCAUCACAUGCGGCUCCCACAAGCUCCCAACCCGCAGACAUGAAGUCUCCUUUGAAGCAGAGCUUCCAGCCAGAAACCACCGUCCCACAUACAAACCUCAGCGAACAUAGAAGCUCUGAGGACGGAGCCAUCCACGUGGACGAGCCCGGCCGUAGGUCUGUGAUAUUCAGUGAGGAGACGCCCAACGACGCUGGUGAGGAGCAUGUUUACAGCACUCCCAUAUUGGCUGAAGACGAGGUCCGCAAGCACCCUUCACCGUACGACCAUCAGCCUGCAGUUGAGCCGCCCCCAGGCGCCUUCGAGGCAGAGGAGGGCACUAGCCGACCGUCCAGCCGGCCCAGUCUAUACAGGGUCACGUCGAUGGAGCAUCAGUCAACUCCGCUCGAAGACGUCGAAGAGUACGAGCCACUGUUCCCGGACGACGCAAAGGCAGACACCACCAAGCCCACAGAGGAGCCAAAAACCAAGACCCAGAAGCUUCACAAGCAACGCUUCCCAAGUCGCGAUAUCUGGGAAGAUGCUCCUGACAGCGUGUACUAUACCGCCCACGUUUCCACUCCAGAUGUCUCUGAAGAGUCUGCCAAGGCCGCAAUAACCACUUCCCCGCCUCCCCGGGACGGUGAAACUCCAGCGCAGGCGUUCGCCCGCCAUCAGGAACAGCUAGCGGAGAAGGAAUUUCGCCGACACGGGGCAGACUCGUUUCCGCCGAAUAAGGAGGGACAGAAGCCGAUAUGGGCCCACCACCAGUCCCACCUUGCGGCCGAGAAGGCACGCCCGUCACCAGCGCGAAGAUUUCCCAGCCGGGAUGUGUGGGAGGAUACGCCUGACAGCCUGCGGCUGGAGACCACAGUUUCAACCCCCCAAAGGGACCUCGAUGCCGAUUCUCCCGCUGAAUCCAAGCCUGAAGUCCCUGCACGCCCAGUAAGGAAGCCCACAGAUCCAUCGCCCGUCUCAGAACGGCCGGCAGUGCCACAGCGACCCAAGCCGAAGCAGUCGUCGAGCGAAGAUGACGUAACCUCCAACCGUUCAGCAACGUUAUCUUCGCCAAGCCCUCCGACGAUCCCGGACCGACCCAAGCCCCAAAUCCCCGUCAGGCCCGUCGUGGCCGGACCCACAUCCGGCGGUCUAGAACCAGGGGAGGCCGCGGCUCCACCGAAGCGGAAGCCCGCCGUCCCCGCCAGGCCCAUGGGUUCGAAGCUCGCGGCCCUGCAGGCCGGCUUCAUGAGCGACCUCAACAAGAAGCUCGGCCUCGGCCCCCAGGCACCCAAGAAGGAAGAGCCGCCAGCGGCAGAGGAGAGCCUCGUCGAACCUAAGGAGAAGGUGCCCCUGAGCGACGCGCGUAAGGGCCGUGCGAGGGGCCCCCAGCGGAGAGCCCCGGCCAAGAGCCCCAGCCCCGCGACGGUCCCCAAGGUGGAGCCGGCCCUGGCAUUCACCCUGCCGUCCACAGUGUAUGAAAUCGACCCUGAGGGUGGCGAGGUCAACAUGGGCGGCGGCCGAGGCGGCGCUGCUGUGGAGAAAGCAGCUUCACCGGAGAAAGCAGCCUCGCCAGAUACCACGCAGCCAGGCGGGGAGAAAGCCGAAUUGGAAGGGGAGGAACGGCAACCCGACGAUGAGGCGAGGCCCAAAGACAAGUCGCCAGAGCAGGGCGACAACGAGGGACCAGAAGCCCCUCCGUCGGAGCAGAGGGCCGAAGAGCGAGCCGUUUCGCCAGAACCAGAGGACGAGGAAGCACAAGCCGAGCCCGAGCCCGGGGUCGAGGAGACCAAGUCCCUAGCCACCAACAUGGCCGGCGAGCCGGUGGUGGAGGAAACCCUCCGGGUGGACGAACGGCAUGACGAGGUCGAGCCUACCAAGGUCGAAGAACAUUGACAGUGAGGAUGUCCUGGCGGCUGUGUUGGGAGUCGAAGCUGGAUUGUUUCUUAUCCUUUCGUUUUGUUUGCCCCCCUUCGCUUUUGGUUCCCGAACUAGGUACACGAGCUUGGAGGUUGUUGCCCAGCAAUAAGUGGCCCGCAUAUUUAGGGAGUGUAAUCAUCGAACUGAUAUUCGAAAUAACAAUAUUUGGUUAUCCAUCCAGAAGCUUACUCGCAGUCAGGCAGCCUAGA
Messenger RNA from Phialemonium atrogriseum, 3421 nucleotides. Its product is annotated as altered inheritance of mitochondria protein 21. The transcript has 2 exons. Bases 330 to 3188 code for a protein of 952 amino acids. The record is from RefSeq and is a predicted model, not a curated record. NCBI's taxonomy places the organism in Eukaryota, Fungi, Ascomycota, Sordariomycetes, Cephalothecales, Cephalothecaceae.